Messenger RNA from Arabis nemorensis, 918 nucleotides. The record is from the annotation of a GenBank genome assembly. NCBI's taxonomy places the organism in Eukaryota, Viridiplantae, Streptophyta, Magnoliopsida, Brassicales, Brassicaceae.
AUGACUACUAUAUCGAUCAGAGAAAUCACGUCUCUAGUUGAAAAGAUUUCUCUGGAACUCAAACCGGCGACCAAAGAGUCGUCCUCGUCUCGUAGUAGUUGUGGUCAUUCGUACGUCUUUUACGGAAUCUGCAUCGUCUGCAAAUCCACGGUGAACAAAUCCAAUGGUCGAGCGUUCAGUUAUCCCUUCCUCGUCCGAGUUUUCCGGCUAAGACAGGAAGCUGCGACACUAACGAAGCGAUUUACAACGCAAUACUAUUGUCUCAACGAGAAGAAGCUUCAUCUUGUCCUUGACUUGGACAAGACGCUUCUCCACGCCACUAAGGUUGCAGGUCUCUCCAAAGCAGAGAAGUAUCUAAUCGUAGAAGCAUAUUCAGAUGAAUGGGAUGAUCUAAGGGCGUUCCUCAACGACCCCGUAUACUUGAUAAAGCUACAGCCUUUUGUUCGCAUGUUCUUGGAAGAAGCCAACAAGAUGUUCACAAUGUAUGUUUACACAAUGGGUACUCGCGGAUACGCUAAAGCCGUGUUGGAGCUGAUUGAUCCGAAGGGAAUAUAUUUUGGGAAUAGAGUGAUAACAAGAACCGAGAGUCCUGAGCUGAAGACGCUUGAUUUGGUUUUGGCUGACGAGCGUGGAGUGGUGAUUGUGGAUGAUAGGCGUGAUGUUUGGACAUGCCAUCACCAUAGUAACCUAGUGAAGAUCCACGAGUACAAGUAUUUCAGAGUCGAUGAUUACAAACAAAGGUCUUUAUCAGAGAAGAGGAGAGACGAGAGUGAAAACAAUGGUGCGUUGGCUUUUGUUCUGAAACUACUCAAGGAAGUUCACUGUGAAUUCUUCAAAGUCGAACAAGAGUUAGGCUCAAAGGACGUCAGGUUGAUACUACAAGAAAUACGUAAGAAACGUCUCAAAUUAAGUUCUUGA